This is a messenger RNA of Aspergillus eucalypticola CBS 122712, 1341 nucleotides long. Its product is annotated as FAD/NAD(P)-binding domain-containing protein. Lineage: Eukaryota; Fungi; Ascomycota; Eurotiomycetes; Eurotiales; Aspergillaceae. The record is from RefSeq and is a predicted model, not a curated record. The transcript has 9 exons. Bases 1 to 1341 code for a protein of 446 amino acids. Gene Ontology annotation, molecular function: FAD binding; monooxygenase activity.
AUGCCAGCGAGUGAUCAACUGCGAAUCAUCAUUGUUGGUGGCGGCAUUGCAGGCUUUGCAGCCGCGAUCGCCUUGCGCGCUCCAAAUCGAAGAAUCACAGUUCUAGAACAGUCCCGCCUGAAUCAUGAAAUCGGUGCAUUGAUAUCACUGCAGCCCAAUGCUUCCCAAAUUUUGCAAAAGACUUGGGGCCUUGACAAAGAGUUGGAACAAGCGCGUGGCUUAGUUGAUGAGGGCUUCCGAAUCUACGAUGUGGACGGGAAGCUGGUUAACGAGGUUCCGCUGCUCUCCAAGACCGAAUACGGCGGUGAUCGGAUCGUUUGGCAUCGUAAUGAUCUACAUAAUGCUCUCAAGGCAGCCGCGAGAUGUCCCAAUAGAAGGGGAGACCCGGCGACUAUUCGCGUGGCUUCGAGAGUUGUUAAUUGCGACCCGCAUGAGGGUAAUGUGACUCUUGAGACUGGCGAGAUUUUAACGGCCGAUGUGAUUAUCGGCGCAGAUGGGAUUGUGUUGCGAGAAUGUGUGCUCAUCGACGAGCCUGCGCCUAUGCCGACUGGAACCUCCGCUUAUCGUCUCAUGAUACCUUCGGCAGUCCUCGAGGAAGAGGAACCCCAGUUCUGUAGUAGAAUCAAUCCCCGGCACUCAUAUACAUCCAUGAUAGUAGCACAUAACUGUCGACUCGUCAUGGGUCCAGGCAGACAAGGUGACGUGUAUGCUGUCACAGCACUGGUUCCAGAUGAGAGGAUGAACGAGGACUCCGGGCAAUCAUGGGUCUCAGAAGGAAGUCUGGUCAAGAUGUUGGAGACAUUUGCGGAGUUCCCAGAUUGGGUGACCAGCAUAUUCAAACACUCACCAGAUAUCGGACUAUGGCAGUUACGUGAUAUGGAUCCUUUGAAGACAUGGAUUCGGGGGCGCGUUAUUCUCAUUGGGGAUGCUGCGCAUCCCAUGCUACCAACUCAAGGACAGGGCGCGAGCCAGGCAAUUGAGGAUGCAGAAGCUCUGGGUGCUUUCUUCGAGGAUGUUGGAGAAGCACUAUCCGUGAGACAAUUGGACCAUAUAUUCAAUGUAAUUCAAACCUACCCCGCGAUAUUUUGCUGCCGCUAUGGGAGAGUCAGUCUCAUCCAGCAAGGCAGUCGACAGGCAGCUAAGCCCGGUACAGUCAAAGAUGAAAAGACAGUUACUAUGGCGACACAAUAUGGUAAUGUGAUAGAAUAUGUCGGUAAUGGUUCACAACGGCUGCUGACAUCAUGGCUGGACGCACCAAGCCAUGCCAACCUAAGAGCACUUCUAAGUGAGAGUCGUGGCUGUUAUAGUAGUUACGGGGGUAGCUCCUCGGCUAGCUACUGA